GAGGACGAAUGCGGACCCGAAUUGUUGAAAUUGAUUGCUGCCUUGGAUGAAGUCGAGAAGCCAGAGUUCCGUGCAAUCGUUGAAGAAGCAAUUGGGCAGUUGGAAGUGGAGGAGCAGAAGGCAAAAGAAAAGGCUGCUGAGAGUGAAAAACGCAAGCGGAAAGAACCCGAGCCGUCGAAGCCGCCCGAGCCCGAACCAAUUCCAGAGGAUCAAGACAUGCCUGGAAGUUCUCGGCCUCAUGUUGGAGUGCCAGCACCUAACCGA
Messenger RNA from Cladocopium goreaui, 264 nucleotides. The record is from the annotation of a GenBank genome assembly. Lineage: Eukaryota; Dinophyceae; Suessiales; Symbiodiniaceae.